CUGGAGUCCUGAGGGAUAUGGCUGUUUAAAAGAACUGAGAGAAAAGAGCAUGAAGAGUUGGUGUAAAGUUGGAGAAAUAGGAAGGUGCCAAAACAUGCAGAGCCUGAGUUUUAUCUUUAUCCUAAGAAAGAAGAAAGCCAUUGAAAUAUUUAAGCCACGUGAUAAAGUGAUCAGCUUUAUAUUUCCAUAGGUUAAACUUAGCUGUAAUAUGGAGAAUGGAUUGGAAAAGUCAAAAUUGGAUAGGAGGAAUGGAGUAAUCCAAGUAGAAAUGUUAUGAUGUGAUUGUGGUGAUAGGGAGAAAUGGACAAUUGAAGAGAUAUUUAGGAGGUAAAAUGGAUAGGAUAUGUAUGAUAGCGGAAGGAAGUGUCAGGGGUGACUUGUAAUUUUCUGACUUGCCUAGCUGGAUAGAUGUUAUGCAGUGAACUGGGAAAAUUAGAAAUUCACUUUUGUACAUGAUGAGUUACAGGUACCACUGAGGAAUUUAAGAGCUGUAAAAUGAAAAAUAGGGAUCUGGAGCUCAGAUUUGAUGCCUGGGAUGGAAAUAAAGAAAUAGUAAGUUAUCUAUAAUGCCAUGUGUACAAGUGAGUUAAGAGGGCCUAGGAUGGAGUUAUGGAUACUUAUUGACUAGGAUAGAGAAAGAUGCAUCUUCAAAGAGGAUCUAGGAGGAGUGUCCAGAAAGGGAGAAAAGAGAGGAAAAGAUGCUGGAACCACAGGAGAAUGGUUUGAUGGACCUACCAGAUUAUGAGCAUGAAGAAGAUGAAACUUUCCCUCCUUUCCCACCUCCAGCUUCUCCAGAGAGAGAUGAUGAAGGAGCUGAACCUGAUGAUGAGUCAGGAAGAGGAGCACCUGUUCCUGUACCUCCAAGGAGAACAGUUAAAAGGAAUAUACCAAAGCUUGAUGCUCAGAGAUUGAUUUCAGAGAGAGGGCUUCCAGCAUUAAGACAUGUGUUUGAUAAGACAAAAUUUAAAGGUAAAGGUCAUGAGGCUGAAGACUUGAAGACACUAAUCAGACACAUGGAGCAUUGGGCACAUAGGCUAUUCCCUAAACUGCAGUUUGAAGAUUUUAUUGACAGAGUUGAAUACCUGGGAAAUAAAAAGGAAGUUCAGACCUGUUUAAAACGAAUUCGACUUGAUCUCCCUAUUUUACAUGAAGAUUUUAUUAGCAAUAAUGAUGAAGUAGGGGAAAAUAAUGACCAUGAUGUAACUGCUACUGAAUUAGAUCCAUUUUUGACAAACUCAUCUGAAAAUGUGACGUUUGCUUCUGAAUCAAGUAGAAGCCUAACUGAAGAGCAGCAACAAAGAAUUCAGAGAAAUAAACAGCUGGCCUUGGAAAGAAGACAGGCAAAGCUACUGAGUAAUAGUCAGUCCUUAGAAAAUGACUUGUUAAUAAACACGUCCAGGGCACAGGCAGUUGAAGAUGUUAAUACGGGUGAGGAUCAAAACAAGAAGUCAGAUGAACUUAAUGAAGACAUUCUAGAUAAUCCACAUAAUGAUGCUGUUGCCAAUACUGUAAAUGAAGAGGAGGAAUUAAAAAUAGAGAAAACAACUGGACCAAUCCUUUUAAAUGUAUAGUAUUAACUUUAUGCUUCAUUCUGAAAAGCUAUUGAGAUUGAAUAGGCCUCAACUAAGAGGAAAUUAAUUUGGUAUCCUCAAAGUUUGAGAUUACUACAUAUUUUGUCUACUCUGAGUGAAAUCCUUAUGUAGUAAAACCUUUACAGAUUCCUGUUUAAAAUCUGGUAUUUAUAAUUAUACUUGCUUCUUAUUAA
This is a messenger RNA of Pipistrellus kuhlii (Kuhl's pipistrelle), 1765 nucleotides long. It is a transcript of the gene TIPIN, whose product is annotated as TIMELESS interacting protein. Lineage: Eukaryota; Metazoa; Chordata; Mammalia; Chiroptera; Vespertilionidae. Gene Ontology annotation, molecular function: DNA binding. Gene Ontology annotation, cellular component: replication fork protection complex; nucleus. The coding region runs from base 699 to 1571 and encodes 290 amino acids. The transcript has 8 exons. Gene Ontology annotation, biological process: replication fork processing; DNA damage response; DNA replication checkpoint signaling. The record is from RefSeq and is a predicted model, not a curated record.